GCCACGGUAACAGUCAACAUCUGUUCAUUAUUUUUGGACGAAAACAACACGUAGCGUUUAUAAAUAUUUUAAUAUAUAUCACGGAAAAACUCAUGUAAAGGAAUUGCGAUAUAAACCACGAAAAUGGCAAGCCCCUACGUGAUAAUUACCAAAAUAGCUUUGCUGCUGGCCCUUAUACUUGCGGCUGAUUCUCAUGAAGCCAAAGAUUUUGACGAUUCAAUUUUGUACAAAAUUGAUUUCGAAGUGCCCGAAUUGAUUGGACAGCCAGACUUUGGCAAUCAGCUUCGAACUUUCUACACGCCGGACAAGGAGAAAUACGAUUGUUUGAUUCCGACAUUGGAGCGCCAGAAAGAGGAAGAAAAGUCAGACAAGCCGGAGUUUUCCCCUAUCAGCCUACUGCAGCCCACCUUCUCAGCCUUGACCUGCACUUACCGCAUCGAAGCUUAUUGGGCUUAUGAGAUCUGCCAUGGUCACCAUGUGCGACAGUAUCACGAGGAACGCGAGGGAAAGAACGUCAAGUUCCAGGAGUACUACUUGGGAAAAUGGACUGAUGACAAGACGGAGUUGCUGACCAAAGCCUGGGAGACUGACCUUAAAGCGGGCGUUAAACCAAAGUACAAGAGCCUGAAGAUCGACAACACACGGUAUCCCUAUUUCGAGAUGGAAUACAGCGAUGGCACCAUGUGCGACAUUAUUGACUCUCCGCGCACCACGAUGGUGCGCUAUGUGUGCUAUCCGCACGGCAAGGAUGACAUCUACUCCUUUAAAGAGACCUCCUCCUGCAAUUACGAGGCCAUCAUUCUCUCAUCGACGCUGUGCGUUAUUCCUGGCUUUCACGCUGAGGAGACCAAGGAGCUAUCCAUACAAUGCUUUAACUCCGAUUCGGAGCCACAUAGACCGCUGAGCAUGCUGCGGUCGGAGUUAAGUGAGUGGGCUGAAUCCGAGGCGGAUUUGCUGGUUUCAAAGGAAAAGGAGAGCAAAGACCCAGCCAAACUGUGGCUUAAGGCGGAUGUGGACAUGAUCACCUUCAAGUACAGCGGGGAUAUAGACAAAACCAUACUGGAGCUCGUUAGUAAUGGAGACAUCGAGGAUGACCGCAAUUAUCAGCAGCUUCUGCUGGCCAGAGCUGGAACAGGGCCCACACCCAUCACCGAUCUAACCCCCAUAAGAGACUUCAUUUCGGGAAAAAACUGCCUAACUGGGGGAAACGGCUGGUGGAAGUACGAAUUUUGCUAUGGGCGACAUGUACGUCAGUUUCACAAGGACAAGAACAGCGAAGUGGAACUGUUUCUGGGCUAUUUCUCAGAUGAAGCUCAUCGUGCCUGGGCCAACUCCAAUCCAGAUAAGGGAGCCCGUCGUACCGGGUUCUCGUCAUCCAUCUGGCACCAUUACGGGAAGGGCACCCACUGUGACCGCACUGGUUUGGCCCGCGAAGUGGACGUAAAACUGACCUGCACGCCUGUUACCAACAGUGGAACUGCCGUGUCCAUGUAUCUGCUCGAGCCGAAGACGUGCCAGUAUAUCCUGGUUGUGGAGUCGCCCACCAUUUGUGAUCUCAUGCAAUACGCGGACUCCCACGGCCUAGUAAAGUCAGAGGAUCUGCAAAAGGCCCUGGUAUCCGGCACUGAGAAGUCGGCUACAACAUCGGCCCCCGCGCCUAUUCCCAGCCAGGAGGAGGAGAUCCGCUCUUAGGCUGUCCUGGUAUUCCAACUCUAGUGAAAUACUUUUAAAUACAUUGAUUGUAAUUUUAAAUCUUUGCUUUAUGAAGAACCCUAUCGGGAGCGAGAUUUUAGGGGAAGUGCAUACGUUUUUGUGCGAGUGGGAAAAAAAAAAAUGAACUAGUGCUUGAAAACAGCAUCAGAUAGUAUCAUAGUACUGCUUAUUAAUGUAAUAAUAAUAAAAACCCUAAUAACAAUA
Messenger RNA from Drosophila rhopaloa, 1917 nucleotides. Its product is annotated as endoplasmic reticulum lectin 1. Gene Ontology annotation, biological process: endoplasmic reticulum unfolded protein response; retrograde protein transport, ER to cytosol. The transcript is spliced from 4 exons. Gene Ontology annotation, cellular component: endoplasmic reticulum lumen. The record is from RefSeq and is a predicted model, not a curated record. Bases 124 to 1692 code for a protein of 522 amino acids. Lineage: Eukaryota; Metazoa; Arthropoda; Insecta; Diptera; Drosophilidae.